AAGUGCUGAAAAUUUUUCCUCAUUUGCUUUCUCAUAACAAAUACGUCCUUUACUCAACGCGGCGACAUAUUCCGUUUUGUGAUUAUGACACGUGACAUUUUAAACACUUUUUUAAAAAUCUGUAUUUCGUGGUGUGUGGGUUUUAUGCACGACAUUCGCAACGCUUGAGAAACUUGGACGAUAGAGAUAGAUAGGUUGAAGAUGAGUGCAUAUCUUCGCCAAGGUGCAGUUGCAACAUGAUUUUAGAGUAGAGAAAAGCAAUUUAACGUCGCGGCCAGAAGCCCAGAAUUCUUGACUAUUGGUUAUUAUUUGUAAAAACGAAAAUAAUAGAUUUCGCUGUCAGAAUAUAUAGUUUUUUUUUGGCCAGCGGUAACAUGGAAGGCUGCAGAAUGACAUGGGAAUGGAUUCAUCGAAUUUGAGGGUAAAGUUGUCAAUGGUACUAAUGGAUUUGCUCUCAACUUGGGAUUUUUUCGUCGUCGUGAUACAGUAUUUGGAUUGAUUAAUUGAGACGGAGGUUUGAGGGUUAUAUACCUGCCUCUGGGAAGACAGAAGGAAAAACAUCAGUCCUAAACCCAGGCAAGAAUUGUGUCUCGGGCGAAGGACGGAGAGGCAAUCGCACCCUAAGAAGUCUUUGGCAAAGGUAGGUAAUCUAGUGACGGACUUCAUGGAACUGUGCUUGGGAGCAGUUCUGUUGUGGGUCCUGGUGUUGGACUGCUGUGGUUGGGUUGAGGCUGGUAUCCUCUACCGGGUCCAGGAGGAGCAGCCCCCCAGCACGCUGAUAGGCAGCCUGGCAUCAGACCAGGGCCUGCCAGACUCUGGUCACCUGUACAAGCUGGAGGUGGGCGCUCCGUACCUGCGUGUGGAUGGGAAGACAGGGGACAUCUUCACCACAGAGAUCCCCAUGGACAGGGAGACACUGAGGGACUGCCGCAGUAUGGUCAGGGGCAAGCCCUGCUUCCUGGAGUUUGAAGUGUCUGUCACAGACCUAAUCCACAACCAGAGCCCCAGGCUCAUCGAGGGCCGAAUCGAGGUCCAGGACAUCAAUGACAACACGCCGCAGUUCCCCUCCCCCGUGCUCACCAUCUCUGUCCCAGAAAACACCCACUUGGGAGCGCUGUUCUCCAUCCCCCUGGCCACAGACAGGGACUCGGAGAGGAACAGGGUGGCGGACUACGCCCUCAUCGCUGGGCCAGAUGCAGCGACGCUCUUCGGCCUGCAGGUGGCGGAAGACAGGGGGGAGAAGCUGCCCCAGCUCAUCGUCCUGGGCAGUCUGGACCGGGAGCUCAAGGACUCGUACGACCUGACAAUCAAAGCUGUGGAUGGAGGUAACCCCCAGCGCUAUAGCAGUGCCUUGCUGAGAGUGGUGGUUGCUGAUGCUAACGACAAUGCUCCGAAGUUUGAGAAGGCCACGUACGAGGCUGAGGUUUCAGAAAACAGCCCUGUGGGACACUCUGUUUUGCAGGUAAAAGCCAAUGACUCUGACAUGGGCCCCAAUGGAGAGAUAGAAUAUACACUACACCAGGCAUUAGACCCAGUGCCAAAACUCCUGCGAAUUGAUCGCUCCACUGGCAUCAUCUAUGUCAAAGGGCCCUUGGAUCGGGAGGAAAUCAGCGAUUUGACAUUCUACGUAGUGGCCAGGGACAAGGGUCCCCAACCCAAAAGCUCCAAGACCUUUGUUACAAUCCAGGUGACUGACCAGAACGACAAUUCCCCUGCUGUAGAGAUCCGUGGGAUCGGCCUGGUGACCCACAGUGACGGGGUGGCGAACAUAUCAGAGGACAUGCCCGUGGGCACAGCGGUGGCCCUCGUCCAGGUGUCUGACAGGGACGAGGGGGAGAAUGCAGUGGUCACCUGUGUGGUGGCGGGGGACGUACCCUUCCAGCUGCGCCCGGCUAGUGACUCGUCCACUAACAAGAGGAAGUACUUUCUGCAGACUACAACCCCCUUGGACUAUGAGAGGGUCAGGGAAUACCGUGUGGAGAUUGUGGCUGUUGACUCUGGCAACCCAGCUCUCUCCAGUACUAACUCAUUGAAGGUGCAGGUGACUGAUGUUAACGACAACUCCCCAGUGUUUUCCCCGGCCCUGUUUGAGGUUGCCUUUGCAGAGGAGAACCAGCCAGGGGACAAGGUUGUGGAUGUGGUUGCCACGGACGCUGAUAGCGGCACUAACGCAGAGCUGGUCUACAGCAUCGUAGCAGACACAUCUACCAGGGGCCUGUUUGAGAUUGACCCCGUUUCAGGGGAGGUAAGGGCACGGAGCCCACUGGACAGAGAGCAUAAAGAACGCUAUGAGUUCCGGGUCACCGCGUCCGAUAAAGGCUCCCCCAGUCACAGAGGAACAGCCACGGUUGUGGUCAAAGUGCUGGACCGUAAUGACAACGACCCCAAGUUCAUGCUGAGUGGCUACAGCUUCUCUGUUCUGGAGAACAUGCCCCCACUCAGCGCCGUUGGCAUGGUGACUGUGCUGGACAUGGAUCAGGGAGAGAACGCCAGAGUGCAGCUCUCUGUGGAUCCGGACGGAGGGAAGUUUGUGAUUCAGAAUGGAACAGGAACCAUCCUGUCCAGCAUCUCCUUUGACCGGGAGAAGGAGAGCAGCUACACCUUCCGUCUGAAGGCCGUGGACGGGGGAGAGCCUCCCAGGUCCUCCUAUGUAGGCGUUACCAUCAAUGUCCUGGAUGAAAACGACAAUGAUCCUGUGGUCACCAAGCCCUCCAACUCCUCCUUCAGACUCCUGUCCCCUCUAGCUGCCCCAGACAGCCGUGUGGAGCUAGUGGAGGCUGAAGACCUGGACACUGGGCCCAAUGCAGAGCUGGUCUUCAGCAUCACUGGAGGAAACCCUUAUGAACUCUUCAGCAUCUCCUCCACUACUGGGGAGAUCACCCUGGCCAAGGAGCUGACGCAGAAACAUGGUGGGCUCCAUCGCCUGGUGGUGAGGGUGAGUGACGAGGGCAAGCCCGCACGCCACGCCACUGCCAUGGUGCACAUCUAUGUCAACGAGACCAUCGCUAAUGUCAGCCUGGUGGAAGCGCUGGUGGGACACAGUCUCUACACCCCUCUGGAGACAGACAUCGCUGGUGACCCAGACCACAGCCUGGCGGCCCAGCGCAGUAACAUUGUGUACGGAAGCCUGGCAGGAGUGGCGGGCGUUGUCAUGGUGAUCAUAGUGGUGGUGUUUAUCCGCCACCGCAUUCAGAGGGAAACGAAGAGCGGCUAUCAGGCUGGCAAGAAGGAGACCAAGGACCUUUACGCCCCCAAGCAGGGACCAAAGAACGGCAAAGGCAAGAGGGGCAGGAAAGGAAAGCCCUCCAAGGCCCCCAAGCCCUUGGGAGAAGAGGAGGAGGUCAGCCUCCAGAAGAGUCUCAAGUUCAACCUGGAUGGGGUCAAUGACAGCCCCAGGAUCCACCUGCCCCUGACAUACCCCCCAGGCAGCCCUGACCUUGGCAGACACUACCGCUCCAACUCUCCCCUGCCAUCCAUCCAGCUGCAGGCCCAGUCCCCCUCGGCCUCCCAGAAGCAUCAGGCGGUCCAGGACCUCCCUGCCACCAACACCUUCGUAGGGACUGGAGGAGACGACAACUCAACAGGCUCAGACCAGUACUCGGAUUAUAGCUACAAGGCCAGCCAGCCAAAGUACAACAGCAAGCAGCUCCCCCAUCGCAGAGUGACAUUCUCCACAGCCAAUCCUGUACAGGAUCUUCAGGAUGCAUCUCAGCACAGUUACUAUGACAGUGGCCUGGAGGAAUCAGAGACGCCCAGCAGUAAGUCAUCGUCAGGCCCCCGCAUCGGGCCACUGACCCUGCCUGAGGACCACUACGAGAGGACCACCCCGGACGGCAGCAUCGGGGAAAUGGAGCACCCUGAAAACGAUAUGCGAUCCAUUCCUGAUGUGGCCAUGACGGGGAACUGUACUCAGGAGUGCAGCGAGCUGGGCCACUCAGACGCCUGCUGGAUGCCUGGGCAGCCCUCCCCAGUGCGCAAGACCAGGAACCCCCCCAAACUCUCCACCUUCGUGCCUUACCAGGAGAGAGGGAGCCUGGGCCGCUUGGCCAACGGGAGCGCCAGGCUGGGUGGAGAGGAGCACCGAGCCCACCUUCCGCCCUCCCGCAGUGCCUAUUCCAACAGCGGCCACGCCCCAAGUCAGGACUUCCCCCUGGAGGAGGUGCCCCUGAGCGUGGCCACCGAGUUCCCGUCCACCUCCCCUCCUAGCCACACCCCCAAACGAGAGAUCUACCUGUGAGGAAGCCACACCUCCCACGUCUGAUUGGUGCACAGAUAGAGGAGAAGCCACAGAGACACACCCACGUUAUAAAAAAGAAACAUGCUCUAAUGCUGCAUUCAUAACCAAGUGGGAAGGUGGUAAUUACCACAUACGACUGGGAAGAAUCCGCUUGAACGCCCCACCAACUGGUAAUUACUAGAGGGAAACACGUCUAUCAUCCCUAAACUCCGACUUCUCCCACAUGCUCACCUCUGUCACUUACUAAGGAAAUUACCUUGAUAACAGCAUUUUCGGCAAUUAAAUGCAACAACAAAACAUUAUUUAUAAAAAGCAAUCUAUUCAUAU
This is a messenger RNA of Coregonus clupeaformis (lake whitefish), 4564 nucleotides long. Its product is annotated as protocadherin-1. The record is from RefSeq and is a predicted model, not a curated record. Gene Ontology annotation, molecular function: calcium ion binding. Gene Ontology annotation, biological process: homophilic cell-cell adhesion. Gene Ontology annotation, cellular component: plasma membrane. Bases 665 to 4237 code for a protein of 1190 amino acids. The transcript has 5 exons. Lineage: Eukaryota; Metazoa; Chordata; Actinopteri; Salmoniformes; Salmonidae.